This is a messenger RNA of Trichomonas vaginalis G3, 420 nucleotides long. Its product is annotated as phospholipid-translocating ATPase protein. Lineage: Eukaryota; Parabasalia; Trichomonadida; Trichomonadidae. The record is from RefSeq and is a predicted model, not a curated record. Gene Ontology annotation, molecular function: ATPase-coupled intramembrane lipid carrier activity. Gene Ontology annotation, cellular component: plasma membrane. Gene Ontology annotation, biological process: phospholipid translocation. Bases 1 to 420 code for a protein of 139 amino acids. The transcript has a single exon.
AUGUUACGUAGAAAGAAAAAAUUCAUAAGACGUAUCAACAGGCUAACUGUAGAUGUUUUGAAAGGUUCGACGUUCUCUCCUACUACGUGGAAUGAUAUACAUCCAGGAGAUAUAAUUCGAUUAAAAAACGGUGAUGUUGCGCCAGCAGAUUUAAUUGUUCUAAAAGCAUCUAAUAGCAUGCAAUGCACAAUUGAUUUCUAUCUAAUUGACGGUUCUUCUCAACUUGCACCAAGAUAUGAUCCAACUUUGUUAGAUAUUAAGUUUGAUGGAUCUAAUCCUACUAUGAGAAUAAACCUUACAAACAUAAAGCGCGAAUUUGUAUCAGGAGCUGCAAAUAUCAAAUCUUUUCUCCAAUCUCAUUUUGUUUUUUCGGCAGAUCUCACUUAUGAAGACAAAACUGUCCAAAUUACAAACAAGUAA